ACACACACGGUUUAGCCUCACUUUUGGCUGCUGAACCAUACAAAUUUCUCUUCGUCAUAAAGAGGAAGGAAAAAUCUAGCGAUCAAGCAUUACGUUAGUUUUGAGAUAGUCUACAUCAUGAGGGCUCUAGUAGUAUGUGGAUGAUUGGGUGUUGAGUCUGCAUAGGAUGCACUGUUGUCAGGGAGAAGUGCAAGUCACCUUCACGCGGUUGGCCCAGAAGCCCAUAUCUAACACAGACGAUCACAGAACUACACCAACCACGGACGGCGGUCCCGAAACAAGGUCCAUUAUGUCUGGCCACUAAAUCAACGGUCCAGCCGCGAAGAUAGAGCACAAACCGUUUAUUGGCAUCGUUGGCGUGAAUGAGAAUUUGUAGAAUCGCUGAGUUGGAUGACAAAGCCGAUGAUGGGUUUAUCGCUCCGCUAAAUAGAUUUAAUGCGCCUCUGAAUGCAUUAACCCCGUCACUGGCGGGCGCAAAACAGUGUAUCUCGGCGUGUCCUAUUCGGACCGGAACGCCUGUGAGGUUUCCCUGAACGCUUUGCAGCGCAGCCAUGGCUCUGGUGACUCUGCAGCGCUCCCCAACACCCAGCGCCGCAUCCUCAGCCAGCACCAACGCGGGGGAGGAUUUAGGCAGUGAUGAUGAUCGAAAAGCAAACCUAAGCCUGAGUGAAAGUUUCUUCAUGGUAAAAGGGGCAGCUCUGUUUUUACAGCAAGGGAGCAGUGCACAAGGGCCCAGAACACCCACCCAUCAUAAAAAUGCAGGUGAUCUACCACAGCACCUACAAGUAAUGAUAAACACCCUCCGUUCUGAGGAUAGAAUUAAAUUAGUUGUUAGGUUAGAAAGUGGAUGGACAGACCAUGUGCGGUACAUGGUGGUUGUCUACACAAAUGGGCGUCAAGACACUGAAGAAAACAUACUACUUGGAAUGGAUUUCACAGAUAAGGACAGUAAAAGUUGCUCUAUUGGGAUGACUCUUCCACUUUGGAGUGAUACCAAGAUUCACUUGGAUGGAGAUGGAGGUUUCAGUGUGAGCACAGCAGGAAGACUGCAUGUUUUCAAGCCCGUGUCAGUCCAAGCCAUGUGGUCUGCCCUCCAGGUGUUGCACAAAGCAUGUGAGGUGUCCCGCAGAUACAACUAUUUCCCUGGAGGGAUGGCCCUUACGUGGGCCGGCUAUUAUGAGAGCUGCAUCUCCUCAGAGCAGAGCUGUAUCAAUGAGUGGAAUGCCAUGACUGAUCUAGAGACCACCCGGCCUGACUCCCCAGUCAUGUUUUCUGAUCAGCCAACGGAGAGAGAGAGAACAGAGUGUAUGAUCAAAGCCAAACUCCGAAACAUAAUGAUGUUUCAGGACCUGGAAAAUAUUACUUCUAAGGAGAUCCGAAAUGAGCUGGAACAACAUAUGAGCUGCAACCUGAGGGAGUAUAAAGAGUUUAUUGACAAUGAGAUGCUGCUUAUCCUCGGCCAGAUGGACAAGGCUACGCUCAUAUUUGAUCAUCUGUACCUGGGCUCAGAAUGGAACGCAUCCAACUUGGAGGAGCUUCAAGACUCUGGGGUGGGGUAUAUCCUCAAUGUCACAAGAGAGAUUGACAACUUUUUCCCUGGUACCUUUUGUUAUUGUAACAUCCGUGUUUAUGAUGAUGAGACUACAGACCUGCUGGCGCACUGGAACGAAACCUACAACUUCAUAGUUAGAGCCAAGAAAAACAACUCUAAAUGCCUAGUACAUUGCAAGAUGGGAGUGAGUCGCUCAGCAUCCACCGUCAUUGCUUAUGCUAUGAAGGAGUUUGGAUGGUCACUUGAAAAGGCGUACAGUUUUGUCAAACAGAAGAGGAAUAUAGCACAACCCAAUCCAGCAUUUAUGAAACAACUGGCUGAGUACGAGGGGAUUUUAGAUGCCAGCAAGCAGAGACACAACAAACUCUGGCAACCAGACAGUGAUGAGUAUUCGCUGGAGGGCCUUCAGGCUUCAGCUGCCAGUGGUGACCAGACUCCUCAAUUUUCGUCGCUGCACCCCGAUCAGGAGGAGACGGCUUGGGGCCACGGAGGAGCGAGUGCUUCCCCCUGCUGCGGAGAAGAGCCGACAGACCAUCUCAACUACAACUACUACUUCCGGCGACUCUCAGACACUGCUCUGGACAGUGAACCCUCCACGCCAGUUCGAGGUCCUCCACUGUUAGGCAUGGAACGAGUCUUUAUUGAGAUUGAGGACGUGGAGAGGGAUGCGUUGUUGGACGAUGAGGGUUUUCCCAUGGCUCACUUAGCCCUUCCUGGGGAGGGUACAGCAGCCCAGACCUGCGGCCGACUGGAGCCCUUGGAGGACAUGCGCUUGCGGCUGGAGUUCAGCACGGUGGAGGAGGAGGAUGAGGAGGAAGCACAAAAGGAGGAGGCGGAGAUGGCUGCCUUAGCUCGUGGUGAGGAGAUGCAGAGGGAAGACGGGAGCCUGGCUAACUCGAACCGCUUUAACAACGAGAACGCCAACAACAGCAACAGGCUGGCCGGGAAACGCAGCUGCCCUUCUGGCUUUGACGACAGUGCUAGCAUUGGAAACCCCUACAAAGUGAAGCCCUCAUAUCAGUCGUGCCGAGACUGCCUGCGCCUGCCCAGCGGCCGCCGCUGCGAACGUCGCACCCAUCGCCUUAACCUGCCACGUCAUGCUGGCCUUCCCAGUAUCUCCAUCCAGGCCCCCGGAGGACACAAAUUCAGUCCCGCCUCCGCCAAUAAGGUGCCUCCUCCUGCCCCUCGGCAUCACAUGAGCAGCGGGCACUGCCAGUGCAUUCGUUGCUCCAGUCGGGCCAACUUGGACACUUACCUCAAGCAACCAAGCUGCGAAGACCUUCCUCAGGAUUUGCGUUAUUCCUUGGAGACUGAGGACAAAAUGGAGGGGGAGGACGAGGGGAGCAAGGGGAGCUCCAGCAGUCCUAUGACAGAGCUCACUCUCCUGAGGCUCAGUUUGGGUGGUGAGAGGCCUAUGGCGGAGCUCAGUCAGGGGGUCCACCUGGAGACACAGCUGGUGCACCAUAGACUGGAGCAAGUGUCCGGUCCUCAGUCGGAACAGAUGGACCUGAGUGUAGAGGACACUGCCAUGGAGGACAUGGAAGUGGAUGAGGAGAAUGUUCCCAACUUGCACCCUGGCUCCAGUGAAUUCCAGCAAAUGCUUGCACCGGGCUCGUCCCUGACGCGCAGCUCCAGCAGCGACAGUCUUCAGAGAAUUCGGAGAGGCCAGCCGGGCUUGGUACGUCAGCGAGCUCAAGAGAUUGAGACCCGUGUGCGGCUCGCCGGACUGACCAUGUCCUCCCAACUUAAAAGGUCUAAUUCGCUGGCCAAGCUAGAUGACUUGGCCAUCUCCACAGAGGACCUUACGCUUUCCGCCACAGUCUCAAUUGACUAUGAGGAGCAAGAGCCUUCUCUUUGCUUGGAAACCUCUUGCUCUCCCAAGCUCUCUUUAACUCCGACUGUGUUGCAGAGUUUGAAAAGCUGACUCAAAGAUGUCAGAACUGCUUUCUCAGUGAAUGGGACUGCUCUAGUCCUACAGCCAUUGAAAGCAACCAUGCAGGCUGAUGCUGCAAGACACCUCAUGAGAACAAUCAGGCCAGGCUUGGACAUCCUUCCAGCAGCCCUUUACAUAACUGCACUGCGUUCUUCAUGUGUCUGUCUGUGCUUUAACUAAGAUAUAUAUAUUAAAGCAUGCUCUGGCUUGGACCUUUAUUAAUGGCUUUGUUGAUAUCGCAUUUCUUUGUCUUGCUAAAGGAAGCCCAACCUGUUACGGUUUUACUAUACAUGUGGCCCAUCUAUAGGUGGCAUAAUCAAGACCUGGUUAAAUUAGCAAUGAUUUUAUUCAAAUAUUUGUUUGAUAUCCAUAAUUUAUAAUUAUUUUAACUUUUAAAGCCCAUUUUAAUGCCCUUUGAUGGAUAUUAUUACUAACAACAAUUCACCAGCAAAUUUAUGUGCUAUUGCAGAUAAACCAAUCAUGUAGUUGAGAUGAUUCAGUGAGAAAAAGAGGCAGUUUAUCUGAUUUAGAUAGUCACAAACCAUCAAAGUGCACAUAAAUGUAAAAAUUAGAACAAUGUUAUGGAAUAUCUAAUCAGACUUUGUGUUAUUUAUAAUGAUAAUAGAAAUUUCCAGAUGUAGAUACUGAUACAUGACCAUUUUAGCUAUGGCUUUAUUAAAACAUGAUCAAAAUUUGAGCCCAUAAGAAUUCAUAUUUUAGUGGCGACUUUGUUGUUCAGUUUUGCCUUCAAGAGCCGUAUAGUUCUAAGAAAUUUUCAUCAAAACGUCACACAACAAAAGUAAUUUCAGACUAAAGUUUAGUCUGAAAUUUUUGAUUGUCACUGUGUCAUUCCAACCUGAUAGUUACUUGAAUCCUUAAAUGUUGCCAUUUUUCAAAAAUGACAUCAACAAAGCCACAUAAUUAUUGUCUAUUUCCAGAGAAAAAUGCAACAUGAAUGUGGUUGGCUAUUUGUCUUACAAUUCUCUAAUUUACUUCUCAGCUGGUGUUUAUCAGAUCAACUACAUCCAAAAUGUGCUACUAGAGCAUAGCUCCUGUUAUGUAAUUUAGCUUAAGCUGUUUAUUGUACAAAUUGUAGCCUGUGAUGUGCAAAAAGGCUUUAGCAGCAACACAUUAGUACAAUACAGUCUUCAAGUUGAUCAGAGGAUGUUCAAAUGUGUCACUAUCGUCCUUUAAAAGGUCCUUUUAAAGUGUCUCCUAUACAAAAUGACAUCAUGGCAUCUGAUAAUGACAGACAUGUACGUUAAGUAUUAACAGGUACGAGCAGUGUGUUAUCUUAUGAUAUUGUGGCCAUUGGGACUUACUACCAUGAUAGGGACAUUACUAUCAUAUGUGUAAAAGAACACAAAGUUUGAUUAGUGCUCUGGGACAGCUAGUAAGUUUGAAAGUAUUGGUUAAACUUGACCUUAAUUAUUUUUUUCAUAUAUAUAUAUAUAUAUAUAUAUAUGUAUAUUUAAUAAUUAUUGUUACCAAUAUGUUAUUGGUCUUUAUGUUGUCUAUUAAGCUUUUUUGUUUUUCUUUUUUCUUUUUGGAAAAAAAAAAAAAAAAUAUGCAAAGUGGCCUGUGCAAUAAGUGUAAGCAAGAAUUUGAAGAGAAUGAUUUUUAUUUAUACAAUAAUAAGAAAAGUAACUACUUUUCAUUUAGAAGAAUGGAAAUCAGAUGUGAAAGAAAAGCACCUUGAGUGAGAUUUGAGUGAAAGUUUUUUUCCCAUAUGAUCCACAUGGACUAAGUCACUGCUGUAUGAAACUAUGUUCUGACUUUUAUUUUAAAAACUGUGAGACAUGUUUCAUAUUGCUUUUGUAAAUAAAAAAAAUUUGUCUUUUUAUUUAUCCCCCCCCCCCCCCCCCCCCCCAUUCAUUCCCAUUACAAACUGUAUAGGUUUGGGGAGGUAUUUCUGCAAAUCAAAAUUAUUACGAUUGCCAAAAAAGAUGGCCUCCCAAAAAGAGUAAAGUUGUAGUUUUGCUUUCCGCUCAUGGCUCCUCCCAGCUGCUGCUGAUUUGAGUACUAGACAUUUUGUUUCUUCAGACAUGCAAGUGCCUUACCUGUUGCCAUUUGCAAUCAAACGGUUCUUUGGUAAAAACCGCUUGUUUCACAGAGGUUUUGUCUUCACCUGGUUGCAGUCUUUAUAGAGCAAUGUUUAUUUUGAACAACAUAUUUGUGGCUUAUUUUUUGAUCUGUUUGUCUUUUCAUUUUGAUACUACAUUUCAUAUUUGAAUCGAAAAGACCAAAGUCAUUUAUUUAUUGUCAUGUUUUGACAUGUUUGAACACACUAAGCCAACAAUAAAAUCAACUGGAGAAACUGUAAGAUUGCCUUUAGCCCUAACUUAACAGCUCUUAAAAGUGACUUGGAACACACAUCAGAUACUGUACUUCAUUUUGACCAUUUUAAGUUGUGUUGCACUAUGUUUUAUAAUGUAAUGUACAGUUAAUUAUAGAAAUAAAUUGUUUAUUGUCUGCAUCAGAAAUGGA
This is a messenger RNA of Ctenopharyngodon idella (grass carp), 5972 nucleotides long. RefSeq names its product slingshot protein phosphatase 1b (gene ssh1b). The record is from RefSeq and is a predicted model, not a curated record. Gene Ontology annotation, molecular function: protein tyrosine/serine/threonine phosphatase activity; actin binding. The transcript has 15 exons. Gene Ontology annotation, cellular component: cytoplasm. Gene Ontology annotation, biological process: protein dephosphorylation; negative regulation of actin filament polymerization; actin cytoskeleton organization. NCBI's taxonomy places the organism in Eukaryota, Metazoa, Chordata, Actinopteri, Cypriniformes, Xenocyprididae. Bases 552 to 3476 code for a protein of 974 amino acids.